Messenger RNA from Cylicocyclus nassatus, 1296 nucleotides. NCBI's taxonomy places the organism in Eukaryota, Metazoa, Nematoda, Chromadorea, Rhabditida, Strongylidae. The record is from the annotation of a GenBank genome assembly.
AUGGAUACAGGAUAUUUUCCAGGAGCAAACACUUGUCAGAAAGCGAAUGCAAUGAAGCUAAAGACCAAUGGUAAAAAAGUUCUAAUGUGCUGGUAUAGCAUACCAACAAGGACCUCUCCACUCAAUGGAACCAAAUUUUCCGCGGAUUCUGGCGACAUUUUAGAUGUCUCUUCAGAUUGCCAUUUUUUCGAAACAUUGGAUUGGUCAGAGAAUCAACAAGUUGCUGCUCAAGAACCGCAGUUAAUAUGUUAUGACACUGAAAACGGUUGCGAAAGCUCAAGUUCCUCUUUUUUGCACCAAGGCAAUGCGGAAGUGACUCAGUUCCAGCUUUUUGCCUCACUAGCCUCUUCCGCGCCUUCAUCUUCAAUUGCUUACGAUCUCUUGGAUCUGCAAGACCUCGAAACAACAUCGACACACGACUAUCCUCAAGCAAUCACUUUGGACGAAUUUUCGCUACUCCUUUCAAGCAGCUUCUCAGGUGCAGCAAAUGCUUCAAAAAACGCAAACCCGUCUGCAUGUAGCAAAGUCAGUCAUUCGUUUUCCCUUUUUCUUAGGUUCUCUCGAUGUUCAAAUAUCCUACGUUCUAUUUUGAUGAAUACUGAAAGAAACCACUCCAAAAAUGCAACCACUAUCAAAACAACAAAGCGCGUCGAGCCUGAUCGCAGCCAGGAAACUUCAGAAUUCGCAAACUGCGAAUGCGCAAACUCGCGCAUUAGCAAUCAAGAGAAGAAGAAAGACGUGCAUGAGUCCUUUGAAGAACUUCUCUCACUUCAGGGCUUCAGUGUGCCGCGAAGGAGCAAUCCAACAUUGAACGAAAUAAGAAGAGCAGAAGAGGUUGAAAGGCUGAGCCCUACUUCCAUCAAGAUUCAAAACUGGUUAAACGGAAAAGAGGGUAACAUUCGUGCGCUUCUGGCUUCUCUUAAUGAUGUGCUAUGGGAAGGAGCAGGGCAGUGGCCACACCAUCGUAUGGCAGAAUUACUCAGCAGAAAUCAAGUCAAGAAAUGUUACCAUCGUUCAUGCCUGUUGGUGCAUCCUGAUAAGCAUGUUGGACAGGAACACGAAGAGCUUGCAAGAGCUAUCUUCACCGAACUUAAUGAAGCCUGGAACGUCUUUGCGCAGAGUAUUCACUACUCAAGCUGAUGUCUUACAUCUUUGUAGAAAUAACUCGCUGUCUAUGGACCGUAAAACCCAUUAUAGAAUGUUGGUCUAAGAGCGUGAUAACUCUGUAUGCAACUAUGCAUUGGUAUACCCACUUUUUAUUGAAAGUUCAAGUAACGUACUUUUAUCGAAGAAGGG